GCGAUUUCCAAAACAUUGGUGGGAUGUGCAGGCUAAUAUAAUGAGGCUCCGAAUAACUCCUAAUUUAUGGAUAUAUGGUUGUUAUUUGCUUACAACUGAUGAUAUGCAAGUAUACCGAAAGCAGUUUUAGUUAGCAAACAAGUUAAAUGUAUUUUCUUACCGAAUCGUUCUUGCAGAAUAUUUCCAUGUUGUCUAACGUUAGCUAGCAAGCUAGCAUUCAAGCUGUCAUUGUCUGGCUGACUGAGCAACAUUAUUACUGACAACAACUCACCUUGGCGACGGUGAUAAGUACACGGAGGGAGAUGGCUGGUCAACUACUUGAGUUUGAGACGGAGAUGUUCCUGAGUUUGUUCGGCUCGGACGGGCUGCUGGUGACUGCGGAGGGCAUGGGGAUAGACCGCAUCCUGCUGCAGUUCAUGCGGGUGUACUCCGAGGAGGGGAGUCUGGUGCUGCUGCUGAACACUACCACGCCUGAGCAGGUGGGUGAAUGAUAGCGGGGCUAGGGGAAUGAUAGUGGGGCUAGGGGAAUGAAUGAUCAGGGGCCCAGUUCGGGGGGGGGGGGAACGAUCAUAGGCGGCUAUUUAUCAUCACCUGCUUGACUUUCAAGCUUGCAUCAGGAGGGCUUCAGCUAUGAUGGACCCCCCUUGGUUGCAGACCUUGCAUUAAUCAAACUCUAGGUGAAGUUUGUAUACAUGUCUUUCUAUGUAGAAAGUUUGUAACAGUAACCAAUAACCCAUGUUCCUAUGUGUGCUCCUAUUUCCUCUCCUAGGAGUUCUUCACAGAGCAGCUGCGAGCUGAGGGAGUGAGCCACCUGCCCCAGACGGUGACCAGUGAUGUACAGAGUACAGAGCGCUACAAAGUUUACACACAGGGAGGGGUCCUGUUCGUCACCAGCCGUAUCCUAGUGGUGGACUUCCUCACUGACAGGAUACCUGCACACCUCAUCUCGGGUCAGUAUAUAGCAUAGGCUAAACUAGAGUUUUCACAUACCAGUUAUGUUAUAUUAGUGCGGAUAAUGGUACCAAACACUUCUGGAUACAAAUCAGACUGGGAUGUCUGAAAACAAUGCCCUAAGAUGUAGCUGCUCAAAAGGACACUCAUAUUGCUCUCUCUGUCAAAGCAUUAUCCUUUCUCUCUGCUGCUUCACUUCAUUUAUUUACCUUGUUUACAUCGACCCACAACUUUCUCUGUUUUUCCCCAGGUAUACUGGUGUACCGGGCCCAUAAGAUAAUUGAGUCUUGCCAGGAGGCCUUCAUCUUGAGACUGUUCAGACAGAAGAAUAAGACAGGCUUCAUCAAGGCCUUCACAGACAAGGCCACCUCCUUCUCCUCUGGCUUCUGUCAGGUGGAGAGAGUCAUGAGGAACCUCUUUGUCAAGAAACUCUUCCUCUGGCCCAGGUGGGUGGGGGAGCCCUUUUUUUUUUUUUUUUUUUUUUUUUUUUACUCCUUUGUGUGGUAACUACUUGGAGCAUUGCUGAUGGAUAGUUCUCUCUCUCUCUUCUCUCUCACUCUGCUCCCACAUCUCUCUCUUUUUCUCUCUCUGCCCCCCCCCCCCCCCCCCCCCCCCCCCCUCUCAGGUUCCAGGCGUCAGUGAACUCGGUUUUGGACAGACACAAGCCAGAGGUGGUGGAGCUGCAUGUGUCUCUGACCCCGGCCAUGAGGGCCAUCCAGAGCUCUGUCCUGGACAUCAUGAACGCCUGUCUGAAGGAGCUGAAGCGCUACAACCCCACACUGGAGGCAGAGGACCUCUCCCUGGAGAAUACCCUUGGGAAUGCCUUCGAAAAGGUCAGACUUGUUAGUUACAUAGGAAUUAAGCAUCAAUACCCACUGGAAUAAAAUAACUACAAUUUCAUGCAGUUCAGCAAUAACCAUUUGCAUACAUAACACAACUCAGUGUGAAUGUACAUGUAGUGUUCUUCAUAUUAGCCUUAGUGAUAUAAAAAUACGACUGCACACUGCUUGUCUCCAGACUUUACAUCAAGGCAUACACUGUACUCUGUUGACCACUUACAGACUUCCUCUCAUAUUCCUGUUUGUUGUGCCUGUUUGACCCCCAGACAAUCCGUCACUACCUGGACCCUCUGUGGCACCAGCUGGGAGCCAAGACCAAGUCUCUGGUUCAGGACCUGAAGAUCCUACGUACUCUGCUGCUCUACCUUACCCAGUACGACUGUGUCACCUUCCUCAACCUCCUUGAGUCACUCCGCUCCAGCCAGAAAAACUUUGGAAGCAACUCUGGUAAGAAGUUGGAAGAACUGUCCUUGGAGAGUGAGAUAAUAUGAAAAGCUAUCAUAUGAAGGUCUCUGUGUUUCCCCUACCAUUAUGUUGGUAGCCCUAGAUGCUGAUUCAGGGAGAAACAUGUCACUUGACUGUGGUUCAUUUCAACAGGGUGGUUGUUCCUGGACUCCAGCACCUCCAUGUUUGUUAACGCCAGGAGUCGGGUGUACCGCAUUCCUGAGUCCAAGAAGAAACUCAAGGUGGGAGCUGACACAGAGAAACAACAAAGCACUUCAGGUAACUAACUGCUCUCACAACAUACAUUCAAGCACAAUCUCUAUGACUAUAUUAUAUGUAAUUCUGUUUUUUUCAGAGAAAGAGCUUCAUAAGCAUUUCGCUACACCCUGCCAUAAAAUCUGCAAAAAAUGUGUACUCAAACAAUAACUUUUGAUUUGAUUCUUUCUGGAGCUGAAGAAAAUGACCUUUUACCUGCUUUUGUAUGUCUGCCCCAGAGGUGAAGAAGAUGCUGGUGCUGGAGAAGAACCCAAAGUGGGAGGCUCUGACAGAGGUGCUGCAGGAGAUAGAGAAGGAGAACAAGAGCUCUGAACUCGAACCAGGUCUGCCACUAGCAGAUUACAAUCUACACAAUCUAGAUAAAGUAUUGUAUAUGGACACAGAAAGCGUAACAUAUUACUACCAAAGCCCAGACAUGCAUUGGUAAACUGUUCAGUCCUAGGUGGUGAGUCACUAUUCUUUGUCUGAUUCCCCAGGCCGCAUUUUGAUCUGUGCCAGUGAUGACAGAACCUGUGCUCAGCUUCAUGAGUACAUCAGUCGCGGCUCAGACUCCCUACUCAACAGACUCUACGCUCGCACCAUCGGCAAAAGAGAUGCCCUGUUCGACCCAGACGCACACAAACAACAGGGCCAGGGUCGGUCCAGGAAACAACAGCCUGAGAAAGGGACCAAAGGGAAGGCGGCAGCCAAGCCAAACUCAAAGAGUAAAAAGAGGCCGUCUCUGACCCUGACUCAAAUGGUUGGCAACGGAGAGGGGGAUGAGGGAGGAGGGAUGGGCAGCAGUGGGGAUGAGGGAGGCCUGUUGGAAAAGGAUGAGGAGGAGGACCUGAAGUUAGACUUGUCGUCUGAUGCCUACUACGGUGUUCUGAAAGAGCCAUUGACUGUUAUCCACCCUUUGAGGGGUUGCACUGACCCCUACAGUCUGACGCGGGUACUGCAUGAGGUGGAGCCCAGUUUCGUGGUGCUUUAUGACGCCGAGCUCAGCUUUGUUCGUCAGCUGGAGGUUUACAAAGCCUCCAGACCGGGGAAACCACUGAGGUAAUCAAACAAAACCUUUAUCCCCUUAUUCAUUUUACACAGAUCUUGUGAAUUACAUGUUGUUUUUUUCCCAGAUGAAGUCACUCAUGACGCAUUUCCUCCUCCUCUUAGGGUGUACUUCCUGAUCUAUGGCGGCUCCACAGAGGAGCAGAGGUAUCUGACUGGUCUGGCUAAAGAGAAACAAGCCUUCGAACACCUCAUCAGGUCAGACAGCUGCUACAUUAUAUUAUGAUCAUCCUACAGUUUCCAUACCAUGUGUUAGUUUGUGAGUUGUGCUGACUGACUGGGUGUCUGUGUGUGUGAUUGCAGGGAGAAGGCAACUAUGGUGGUUCCUGAGGAGAGAGAGGGAAGAGAAGACACCAACCUGGAUCUGAGCAGGAGUCAGGAGCCUGCUUACUCUACCACCAACACACGCAAAGCAGGUAAAUGAUGUGAUAACAUUUUAUCUGAUUCUUACAAUCCACAUCAUCUACCUCAGUCUGAUUGGUUGAUGUAAUUUAAUGUCAUGUCUCUCCAAUCAGGGGGCCAGGAGCAGCCCAAGGAGCCGUCCCGUGUGAUUGUGGACAUGCGUGAGUUCCGCAGCGAGCUCCCAUCCCUCCUCCACCGCCGCGGCCUGGACAUCGAGCCUGUCACCCUGGAGGUGGGUGAUUACAUCCUCACUGCCGACACCUGCGUGGAGCGCAAGAGUGUCAGUGACCUGAUUGGCUCGCUGCAGAGUGGCCGCCUCUACACCCAGUGUCUGUCCAUGACGCGGUACUACCGGAAGCCCGUCCUGCUGAUUGAAUUUGACUCGGCCAAGCCCUUUUCCCUGGUGGCCCGCACCGACUUCCGCCAGGAGAUCUCAGCUAAUGACGUCACCUCCAAGCUGACCCUCCUCACCCUGCACUUCCCCCGCCUCAGGAUCCUUUGGUGCCCCUCCCCACACGCCACAGCAGAACUCUUCCAGGAGCUGAAGAAAGGUCGACCCGAGCCGGACGCCGCCGCUGCCCUGGCCGUUACGGCCGAGUCGGACACGGUGGCGGAGUCAGCUGACCUCUACAACCCUGGGCCAUACGACUUCCUGCUUCGGAUGCCAGGGGUUAAUGCUAAGAACUACAGGGCUCUGGUUAAACACGCAGAUAGCCUGGCACACCUAGCCAAACUGAGCCAGGAGAGGCUAGCACAGGUUCUGGGGCAUGCUGGCAAUGGGAAGUUGCUCUAUGAGUUCAUGCAUAAUACUGUGGACGUCCCUGCCCCUGCACAGAAGAGUAAAUAGUCAUACACUUAAAAGGAACAGAGGCGGAUUAUGUAAUAUCAGCUAUGCUCAGGUUGAACUAUUAGAAAGACUAUGGAAGGAUCUGUGCCUUAUGUGUGGACUGAACUCAAUUGUAUUGUCAUUGUACGUGUUUGUGAAUUUUCUAUUUUUGUCAUCUAACUUUGACUUUGUAAGUCUUUGAAUAUGUAAAUGUAGGUUUUGCUUAAAUGAGCUGAAUUAUUUUUGAUACUUGCAGUACUGCAGUGGAAAACUGCUGAUACAGAGAAGUCAGUAAGCAGAAUUUUUUUAAAAUCAGGAAUGUCAAACACCUGGCAUGCGGGUGGUUAGAUUUUUAAAAAAAUGUGGAGGGAAUGAAGUCAAUAUACUUUAAAAUGACUAAA
Molecule: messenger RNA, 5183 nt
Organism: Coregonus sp. 'balchen'
Lineage: Eukaryota; Metazoa; Chordata; Actinopteri; Salmoniformes; Salmonidae
Source: the annotation of a GenBank genome assembly